Ochlerotatus camptorhynchus is the source of this 576-nucleotide messenger RNA. RefSeq names its product circumsporozoite protein-like. Lineage: Eukaryota; Metazoa; Arthropoda; Insecta; Diptera; Culicidae. The transcript has a single exon. The record is from RefSeq and is a predicted model, not a curated record. The coding region runs from base 1 to 576 and encodes 191 amino acids.
AUGCUACCGGCUCCGAAUCCGGCUCCGAAUCUGGCUCUGAAUCCGGCUCCGAAUCCGGUUCCGAAUCCGGCUCCGAAUCCGGUUCCGAAUCCGGCUCCGAAUCCGGCUCCGAAUCCGGCUCCGAAUCCGGCUCCGAAUCCGGCUCCGAAUCCGGCUCCGAAUCCGGCUCCGAAUCCGGCUCCAAAUCCGGCUCCGAAUCCGGCUCCAAAUCCGGCUCCGAAUCCGGCUCCGAAUCCGGCUUCGAAUCCGGCUCCGAAUCCAGCUUCGAAUCCGGCUCAGAAUCCGGCUCAGAAUCCGGCUCAGAAUCCGGCUCUGAAUCCGGCUUCGAAUCCGGCUUCGAAUCCGGCUCCGAAUCCGGCUCUGAAUCCAGCUCCGAAUCCGGCUCCGAAUUCUCUGAAUCUGAAUCCAGCUCCGGAUCCGGCUCCGAAUUCGGCUUCGAAUCCAACUCCAAAUCCAACUCCAAAUCCGACUCUGAAUUCUACUCCGAAUCUGGCUCUGAAUCCAGCUCCGAAUCCAGCUCUGAGUCCGGCUCCGAAUCCAGCUUCGAAUCCGGCUCCAACUCUUAAGAAAAUUUGA